This is a messenger RNA of Prosopis cineraria, 771 nucleotides long. Its product is annotated as eukaryotic translation initiation factor 5A-like. Gene Ontology annotation, biological process: positive regulation of translational termination; positive regulation of translational elongation. Bases 102 to 584 code for a protein of 160 amino acids. The record is from RefSeq and is a predicted model, not a curated record. Lineage: Eukaryota; Viridiplantae; Streptophyta; Magnoliopsida; Fabales; Fabaceae. The transcript has 5 exons. Gene Ontology annotation, molecular function: ribosome binding; translation elongation factor activity; RNA binding.
CCAAUUUUCGUCGUCUUCAUUCGUCGACUCUGCCGUUUUAACUGGUUCUACAGUCCAGUGUGUUGAAUCGGUGAGAACUGAGCUAGAGAACGAGUUGAACUAUGUCGGACGAGGAGCACCACUUUGAGUCCAAGGCUGAUGCUGGAGCCUCCAAGACUUAUCCUCAGCAGGCUGGUACCAUCCGCAAGAACGGAUACAUCGUUAUCAAGAACCGCCCCUGCAAGGUUGUUGAAGUAUCGACUUCUAAGACUGGUAAGCAUGGUCAUGCUAAGUGCCACUUUGUUGGGAUUGAUAUUUUCACUGCCAAGAAGCUGGAAGAUAUUGUGCCCUCUUCCCACAACUGUGAUGUUCCCCAUGUAAAUCGUACUGACUACCAGCUGAUUGACAUUUCUGAGGAUGGAUUUGUCAGUCUGCUGACUGAAAAUGGGAACACCAAGGAUGACCUGAGGCUUCCUACAGAUGAAAAUCUGCUCGCACAGAUAAAGGAUGGAUUUGCUGAGGGCAAGGACCUUGUUGUUACUGUCAUGUCUGCAAUGGGGGAGGAGCAGAUUUGUGCCCUGAAGGAUAUUGGGCCAAAGAAUUGAUUAUUCGCGGUUUGUUAUUUCCAUUCAAGUAAAGAUAGUUUUUUUAAGGCCCCCCCCCCCUUUAUAGCCUUCUGUCUUUUUCGAAGCUGGGCUGAUGUACUCUAGUGCUGCAAGUGUUAAUUUAUGGAUCUGGUGACAAACUAUAUAACAGCUCUUACUUCUAAAAUCCUGAAGAAAUUGGCCUUCA